GGAUCGCAGGGCUGGGACCCCGCAGCCAGCUUUUGCCAUGAAGCGGCCCAGGGCUCCCAGUGGCUCCGACGGCGAAUCUGAUGGACCCAUCGACGUGGGUCAGGAGACUGAUCUUAGCCAGAUGGCCAGGCCGCUGACCACCCCCAGCCCUUCACAGAUGCAAGCUCGGAAGAAGCGCAGAGGGAUCAUAGAGAAACGGCGCCGAGACCGCAUCAACAGCAGCCUUUCUGAACUUCGACGAUUAGUCCCCACAGCCUUUGAGAAACAGGGCUCCUCCAAGCUGGAGAAAGCUGAGGUCUUGCAGAUGACCGUGGAUCACCUGAAGAUGCUCCACGCCUCUGGUGGCACAGGGUUCUUUGAUGCCCGAGCCCUGGCUGUUGACUUCCGGAGCAUUGGUUUUCGGGAAUGCCUCACUGAGGUCAUAAGAUACCUGGGGGUCCUGGAAGGACCCAGCAGCCAUGCAGAUCCUGUCCGGAUUCGCCUACUUUCCCACCUCAACAGCUAUGCGGCAGAGAUGGAGCCCUCACCCACAACCACCGGUGCCCUGGCCUUUCCUGUGUGGCCCUGGUCCUUCCUCCAUAGCUGUCCAGGCUUGCCUUCCCUGAGCAGUCAGCUCGCCAUCCUGGGAAGAGCGCCUGGCCCUGUCCUCCCCAGUGUCUCUUCUCCCCCUUACCCUCUCUCAGCCCUGCGGUCCACACCAGUGCACAGAGCUGCUGGUACCAUCCCCUCAGCCCGGCGGAAUUUGUUGCCCAGCCGAGGAGCAACUUCCACCCAGAGAGCCCAUCCUCCAGAGAGGCCAGCUGCCCCUCCACCCACAGCCCUUGGUGUCAGGGCUGCCAGGAGCAUAGUGCCCAUCCUGCCAUGUUCCUCCCCAACAGCCCCUGGAGCUGGGAAAUCUGAUGACAGUGUGUCUGGUUCCAUCUCCAGUCCAUCUCCUUCAGGGCCAACUGGAAGGCCUGCGGGAGCAGUGUUCUACCACUCCUGGGUCUCAGAAAUCACUGAAAUUGGGGCUUUCUGAGCUGAUUCCCCAUAACCAUCCCCUAGGAAUGAGAAAGGUUCUUUUUUUUUUCCUCUCUCCCUAAAGCUCUAAAAAUGGUGCCAUCUUUUCUGUUUUGUUUUUUUGAAUGGCUUCUAUGCAAAGGCACCUCUCCUCACCCAUCAGAGCCUCACCCCUCUCAUCCUCCUCACCGCCUGAUAUCCACUGCAGCCUUUUGAGAGCUCAGAGCUUUUAGUCUCAUUUCCCCCUGGCACAGAUGAGUUACAUGGUGCCUUGUGAGCCCCUAGGUACUGUGGACCCAGUACAAACGUGGACCUUGGGUCUGGGUUGAAGCUUUAACGUCAAGGAUUUCAUGGCCAGAACCAGGUUGCUCUCAUGAAGAGGUGAGACACACCACCCCCCCUUAGUGGGGAUGACUGGUGGGAUUCAGCCAUCCCAAGCCAACGGGAAGCAAUGUACUGUCUGCUUCACUUCCUGAAGACAGAAACCGAAGCAGGGGCUAGUGAGACGUCUUUGUGGCUCACCCCAUCACAGUGAAACACAGAACAGAUUUAUUCUCCAGUCCAUCUAAGGCCUGCAGCUAUGGUCAUCCCAACUUCAGAUGUUCAGAUGACCACUCACUGGCCUGACAAACCAGGCCAGGAGGAUUCUCCACAGCUUCAAAACUCUAUGGCAGGACACCCUUACUACCAGGUUUCCACCGUGCUUCAGACAGGAGUCAGGGCUGGGAAAGCAACAGGAGAGCCCAGCUCCUUGCCUCUCAGGCACCAUCCUCCAGGACUAUGGCCCUUCCCAUGGGGUUCCCAGUGUGGAGGACAAGUAGCCCCCGAGAAGCAUUCUCUUGGGAUUCAGCACCAGACAUGUGAGCUGCCUGGUUUGUAUCUGGCUCCCAGAGCCCAGACUGCUGCCACAGCCAAGGGUUGUCAGGCUGGAUAAAAAUAACUUGGAGGAGGGGGAGAACCAUCAGAGGCGGCUCUUCAAGGUCAUGGAGUGGGUUGAGGGCCUGAGAGCCUGCUCACCCAGAUUUCACACAGCUGGCUCUGCUCAGAGGCCCACUCACUCCUCAGCUCCGCCUCAGGCUUCUAAUGGGAAUAAAUGACCAGUGGAACAACAGAGACUGAACCAACAUUUAGGGUUGUCUUGUCAGCAGACAAAGUGUAGAAACAUUUCUACCCUCUUUGGUGAACACCUGCUCCCCACAGUGCCCCCUAGGACCACCCAGCAUGCCCUCUGGAAGCACUCUGGUUAAUCCCUGGCAAAGCCAAGACGGUGGGAACUGAGAACUGGUUACUCACUAAUGCUGGGACUAUGCUGACCAUGAAAUACUUUCAAGGUCACCCUGGAAAGCCUCCUCCCCCCACAAACCCCAUCCCCAGACUCUGAUGGAACCAUGGUCCCCAGAGCUGUUGUAAGGAGACUGUGGGCACAAGAUUAGAGUUUGCAAAAGCCAUGGAGCAAAAGAACCAUUUCAGAAAAGUGGGACAGAGGGCAGAGGUCACCUGAGUGGCCCAAAAAGUACUUGUGAAUGGGUCAAGAAGAGAUAAAGGCUCCCUUUACUCCCUAAUGAAAGCAGGCUCUUUUAAUAUUGCUCCUAUAUCUGAGGACAUCGCUGUGGUGUGUAUCACCAGCCUACCGAGGGAGACAGAUACAGGGACAGAAGGAUGAUCUUGCAGGCUCCUGCAAGUGGGGAGAGGAGGUGAUAGAUGUCCCUGGAUAUUCAGGUCUCUCUGCAAGCCUGUAGUUUGGCAGCCUCCUAGCCAGAGAUUCAGUGUCGGCUCACAGCUUCACCAUGGGAAACAUUUCCAUGCUGCAGGUACUCGAACUGCAGAACAGUAGUCUCUUGACACCAUGGAAACAUGGCAGAAGUAGCUGAACCUUUUGAGCAUUCAUCCUGAUUGGUCUUGGGUUCGUUCUUCCAGGAGACUGAGUGGGCCACCCUGCCCCCACCCCCACCUAGCUGAGAUCUCAAGUCCCCUGUUUUUAGUCCCAGGCGGAAAUCUCUGGUGGCCCCAACAGUCUCAUCCCACUGCAGGGUGUUGCAGACAAGCAAUAAAGAUGUUUAGUUCUGGACACUUCCAC
Molecule: messenger RNA, 3076 nt
Organism: Arvicanthis niloticus (Nile rat)
Lineage: Eukaryota; Metazoa; Chordata; Mammalia; Rodentia; Muridae
Gene: Heyl
Product: hes related family bHLH transcription factor with YRPW motif like
Biological process (GO): regulation of DNA-templated transcription
Molecular function (GO): protein dimerization activity; DNA binding
Source: RefSeq, a predicted model, not a curated record